CUUUUUUUUUUUUCUUAAUUUAUUCAUCAUUAACAAAAAAUGUCAUCUACAACAGGCAUAGAAGGUCAAACAAAUACACUUAAUGCUACUUUAAAUGGAAAGCCAAAACAAGUUAAGCUUGUCUUAUUAGGUGAAUCUGCAGUAGGAAAAUCUAGUAUUGUUCUUCGAUUUGUUAACCGAGAAUAUAUUGAAAAUAGGGAGCCUACUAUUGGUGCUGCCUUUUUAACCCAAAAGUGUGUCUAUCAAGACCGAACUAUUAAGUUUGAAAUUUGGGAUACAGCAGGACAAGAACGUUUUCAUUCUCUGGCUCCUAUGUAUUAUCGUAAUUCUCAAGCAGCUAUUGUGGUUUAUGAUAUUACGAAGGCACUGACACUUGAUAAAGCCAAAUCAUGGGUAAAAGAAUUGCAAAGACAAGCUAAUACAGAUAUUGUUAUUGCUUUAGUUGGUAAUAAACUUGAUCUAUGUGAUCAAGACGAAAAUGAACGUCAAGUACCUAAAGAGGAUGCACAAGCAUUUGCAGAUGAGGCAGGCCUUUUGUUUUUCGAAACGAGUGCCAAAUCAGCUCAAAAUAUAGAUAAUAUCUUUACUGCUAUUGCAGCAAAGAUACCAUUGGAAAAUAAUCACACAUCAGGAGGAAGUGGAAGAAAUAUGGGUGGAUUAAGAACAGGUCUUCAAGGCAAUGGUGGAGGAAUUAAUUUAAUGCAGCAACCUUCUAUUGAAAAUUCAAAUGCAUGUGCCUGCUAGAAAUAAAUAAAUAAAUACCCUGCCUUACAUAUAUCCUUAUAUAUCAGUCAUAUACAAAAUAAAAAAAAUAAAAAGCAUUAUUAUAUCUCUA
Molecule: messenger RNA, 835 nt
Organism: Cokeromyces recurvatus
Lineage: Eukaryota; Fungi; Mucoromycota; Mucoromycetes; Mucorales; Mucoraceae
Product: rab-protein 5
Exons: 4
Coding region: 40-744 (234 amino acids)
Molecular function (GO): GTP binding; GTPase activity
Source: RefSeq, a predicted model, not a curated record